This is a messenger RNA of Theileria annulata, 1560 nucleotides long. RefSeq names its product ms1orf2 protein, putative. The transcript is spliced from 3 exons. The record is from RefSeq and is a predicted model, not a curated record. The coding region runs from base 1 to 1560 and encodes 519 amino acids. Lineage: Eukaryota; Apicomplexa; Aconoidasida; Piroplasmida; Theileriidae.
AUGGAUAAAAAUUGGAAUAAUGAAACCAAUUCUGAGGAAAAUUUGUCUAAUAUGAGCCUCGAAUCCCUAUCACUGGGACAAAGGCUAUUAUCUAAGUGCUUAAAAAAGACCGGCAUAAGUGUAAGCGUACGAGGUAUAGCAGUUAACACAACCAGCCAAAUUAAGACAGCGGGAAGCGCUUGGAAAUCAGAAGUAAAGUACGAAUCAAACGUCGAAAGCAAAACCGGAACACUGGACGAUGUUUCAUUCCCAGAUUUACUGGGCUCGAGUAACCGAGAUGUUAGUGUAAAUAAUCGGAUCUCGGAAACCUCAAGCGUCACCAACGACCAAGAUCGCCUCUCCAAGGAACCUCGAAGUACCAGAUACAAGUUCAAACAUAGAAUUUCAAGCGUUAAAUCAGUUGCCAGCCCAGGAUUCCAUAGUAGUCGUGACAGCAGCUACUCCAACUCGUUAUCUUUCAGAAAUUCCAACAGCGAUGACACUGAUAAUAUCCUGGGUACCGACUUCCUGAUGCCUGGAAUGAAGGGCAACUACCCACUAGGGUUUACCAACUUCAUCGGAAGAGGUGUAGAGUCACCACCUCCACCUCCACCUUCAGUGCCGUACCCAGCCAACCCUAACGGGAUCUACCAAGGUUUUCAGCAGUAUGCAACAAGGUUGAAGAGUAAUUCGAGACCUCAAAUGUUUAAACCAAACGUUAUGGUGGAGUCGCCUACCGUCUCAGAGUCUAAUUGGAUGGACAACAAAAGUGAUGGAUAUAACGAAGCUGAACUGACAACAGCAAUUGACACUCUUAACCACUCAAUUCUAUCAGAUAGAACAAGAGACGAUAGACUUACAAUUAAGCAGUAUGUAUCUGAUAAGCUGUCGCAGCCUUUUCUGGAUUUAACCAACUAUAAAGACAACUCUCUUUUAUUGCAAGAGUCAUUAACCAACAAACUAGAUGAAAGACUCGUCGGACAGCUAGAAAGUAGACUAACAAAUCAGUUAGAAAACACAUUAUCAAAUCAGCUGGAAAAUACACUGUCAGACCAGCUGGAACCCACAAUUCAUGAAACUCUUACAAGUGAUUUAUCACCUUUAGCAGAGAAGCGUAAAAAGGAUCGUUAUCCAAGACGCAAAAAACCCACUAGUACAUCUUCUAACGCUCAAACUGUAAAUACUAAUCAACCAAACAUUAAUGCUAAAUCUCAAAAGGAUAAAAAGGACAGGUUAUUCACUAAUCCUGAUCCAACUAAAACUAAUGACGUUCCAACUUCACAACCUCCAGACUCUACAGCGCCUCCCGCUACUUCUAGUGUUUCUGAACAGCCUCCUGACCCUAAAAAUGAUAAACUUCCCACCUCGGGAACAGGCUCCGGUAGGUCUCGUAGAUCCCGUCACAGGCCCAAGUCCCACCACAGGGACGAGGAUGAGAACUGGAGGAACUCCGCAAACGAAAAACCACAAAAUAACGCAGUCAAUUCAGAGAAAAAUACACACGAACGGAAAUAUUUCAAAAGUAAGCCUAAGCAUAAACAUCAGCAAAACACUGAGCCGAAUACCACUAAAGUUGAUUAA